Molecule: messenger RNA, 1251 nt
Organism: Saccostrea cuccullata (small rock oyster)
Lineage: Eukaryota; Metazoa; Mollusca; Bivalvia; Ostreida; Ostreidae
Product: putative nuclease HARBI1
Exons: 5
Coding region: 182-1234 (350 amino acids)
Source: RefSeq, a predicted model, not a curated record
CGUUUCACUAAAAGGCGUACGCCUGUCUUAACUCUACGCCCGGCGUAAGUCCGGACUUACGUCUAACAUUUGGACUAAGGUCCGUUUCACUAAAGGGCGUAACUUUGCGCCCGCCUUAAGUUAAGACAAAAAUCUACGGCUGGUCUAAGGCAGGCGUAACUAUAGACGUAAACAUUGGAUAAUGGCGACUUUCUGGCUGCUUCACAGAAGAAGAAGGGAAACACCUCGGCGAGAACGCGUUUUUCGGGACCGAACCAACCCUCUCGAGUAUCUUGAUGAUAUAGAUCUCGUAAGUAGGUAUAGGUUCCCGGGAAGAGUCAUUCGAAAACUGAUAAAUGAUGUUGACCCUAUUGUGAGGCGACCUACAUACAAAAGUCAUGCCAUUCCCACCCACAUUCAGGUAAUUAUCACCUUAAGAUAUCUGUCAAAGGCGGACUUCUUUUCGGAAGUAGGCGACCUUCAUGGCGUUUCCAGAUCAUCCGUAUCCCGAGUAGUACAUACAGAUUCAUCAUAUUGUUAUACAGUGUGCAGUGCAAUAAAUACAACAGUGGACAACAUUAAGUUUCCAGUUACUGCCAAUGAAUUACGCCAUGUAAAAUCUGAGUUCUAUGACAUUGCCAAAUUUCCAAAUUGCGUUGGUGCAAUCGAUGGUACUCUAAUACCAAUUAAGGGCAUGAGUGGACCACAGGAGCCUGCUUUUGUAUGCAGAAAAAACUUUCAUGCCUUAAAUAUUCAGGCCGUAACAGAUUCCAAUAUGAGAUUUCUUCAAAUCAAUACCUGUUUUCCCGGGGCAACUCACGACUCUUUCGUUUUGAGCAACUCGGGAUUGUCAGGUGUUAUGGAACAUCUCGAAGGGGGUGGGUGGUUACUUGGGGAUUCUGGCUACCCUCUCACAGAAUGGCUCUUAACGCCAUUCUUAACCCCAGCCAAUCAACACGAAGUGAAUUACAACGAUGCCCAUGGAAAAACUCGUGUUGUCAUAGAAAAAUCGUUUGGGGUAUUAAAAUCCAGAUUUAGGUGUUUACAUCGAACUGGAGGAGUACUCCCCUUUUCACCAAGUAGAUGUUCUCAAAUUAUUCAAUGCUGUAUCCGGCUUCAUAAUUUAGCUGUUUCAGAGAAAGUCCCCUUACUUGAGGGUGGGGUUGUACAGAACAUCAAUGACAAUGCCGUGUUUAACGCAAACGCACCAAGGAGAGCACAGGAUGUGCGCAUUCAAGUUGCAAAUUUAUUUUAACAAUUCAUCUAUUCAUU